Molecule: messenger RNA, 3874 nt
Organism: Zootoca vivipara (common lizard)
Lineage: Eukaryota; Metazoa; Chordata; Lepidosauria; Squamata; Lacertidae
Gene: GALC
Product: galactosylceramidase
Biological process (GO): galactosylceramide catabolic process
Cellular component (GO): lysosome
Molecular function (GO): galactosylceramidase activity
Source: RefSeq, a predicted model, not a curated record
AACACAACAACGGCGACGCAGCCGUCAGGUGACCUCGCGUCACGUGACCGUGCUCGGGUGGGGGAGUGGAGGCCUCGAGCCGCUCGAGCCGUUGCUGACAGGAUUUAUGACAGGAGCCGGUCGGAAGCAGAGCAGCGCUGAGGCUACGCGGCUGCACCUUCGUCCCGAGGCUGGAAGCGCGGCAGGCCCGCCGGUCGGUCAGCCGUUCAUUCAUUCACCCGUCUCGUCUCGUCUCGUCCUGCCCUGUCCCCGUCUCAGCGCAGCGUGCGAGGAUGACCUGGGGGCUGUGGGGCUUCGCGCUGCUGGGCUGCAGCCUGGCCUCGGCCAGCGGCGUUUACCGGCUGGACGACGCGUUGGGGCUGGCCUGGGAGUUCGACGGCAUCGGCGCCCUCAGCGGUGGCGGGGCUACUUCCCGGCUUUUGGUGAAUUACCCAGAACCUUAUCGCUCUCAGAUUUUGGAUUAUCUUUUUAAGCCAAAUUUUGCUGCCGCUUUACAAAUCCUCAAAGUGGAGAUUGGCGGAGAUGCACAGUCCACAGAUGGGACUGAACCAUCCCACAUGCAUUAUGAAGAUGAUGAAAAUUAUUUCCGGGGCUAUGAAUGGUGGCUGAUGAAAGAAGCUAAAAAGAGAAACCCUAAUAUUAAAUUGAUCGGGUUGCCCUGGGCUUUCCCAGGAUGGGUUGGGAGGGGUGAGAACUGGCCCUAUGAUCAUCCGGAUGUGACUGCUUAUUAUAUUGUGUCCUGGAUUAUAGGCGCUAAAAGAUUUCAUGAUUUGGACAUUGACUACAUUGGGAUCUGGAAUGAACGGUCUUUUAGCAGCAAAUAUAUCAAGCUUUUAAGAUACACUUUGGAUAAACAAGAGCUGCAGCGGGUGAGGAUCAUAGCCAGCGAUAACCUCUGGGAGCCAAUUUCCUUUUUCAUGCGGGUUGACUCUGAGCUACGUGAAGCAGUCGAUAUCAUUGGGGCUCAUUACCCAGGGACGGAAACGGUGCCUAGUGCAUUGCAGACAAAGAAGAAACUCUGGGCUUCAGAAGACUAUAGCACUUUCAAUGAUGAAGUGGGGGCAGGUUGCUGGGCUCGAAUCCUGAACCAAAAUUUCGUGAAUGGGAAAAUGACAUCCACUAUUGCUUGGAAUUUGGUGGCUAGUUACUAUGAACACUUACCUUUUGACCGGUGUGGUUUAAUGACAGCACAGGAACCAUGGAGUGGGCAUUACACUGUGAACCCUCCCAUAUGGAUAACAGCACACACUACCCAUUUCACACAACCAGGCUGGUACUACCUGCAAGCCGAUGGGCAUCUGGAAAAAGGUGGCAGCUACGUGUCUCUGACUGAUAAGCAAGGCAACCUCACAAUCAUCAUUGAAACCAUGACUCAUGACCACUCCAAGUGCAUCAGGCCACCACUAUUUCCCUACUUUGUGUCACCACAGAAAGCAACUUUCCACCUCAAAGGAUCCUUUAGCAAGCUGAAAUCUCUUCACAUGUGGUAUUCUAAACUUGAAUUUAAUUCUCCCAACUCCACAUUGUUCCAGUCUCUUGGACCCAUAAAUGUUUCUGAAGGUGUGUUGACACUAAAUCUGGGUCUGGAUGAGGUCUAUACUUUGACAACCUUGACAGCAGGCUUUGAGAAGCCUUUCCCAGAUCCUCCUGCAUCCCAGCCAUUUCCUUCCAAUUACAAGGAUGAUUUCAAUAUCCGCAACCCACCUUUCAGUGAGGCCCCAAACUUUGCCGAUCAGACUGGGGUGUUUGAGUACUUUGUAAACGUUUCCGAUCCAGGGGAGCACGUCUUCACCCUCCGACAGGUGGUGACGCAGAGGCCUAUAACCUGGGUUACUGAAUCAAAGCAUCCCAUCAGCAUUAUUGGCAACUACAAAUGGGUAAACCUAACAAUAACUUGCGACAUUUACAUAGAAUCAGAUGAUGGAGGUGCAUUCAUUGCGGGAAGAGUGGACAGAGGUGGGAUAUACAUCAAAGCUGCUAAAGGCAUUUUCUUCUGGGUAUUUCCUGAUGGUACAUACCGAGUCACAGGUGAUCUCAGUGGGGAAGAGGUCUUGAUGAGAGGACUGUCUGGUGUGCGAGCCAAGGCAUGGCAUACCCUCACUCUGAUUCUUACGGGCACCAAUGCGUCUGGCAUGUUAAACGGCUAUCCUCUCUGGGCGAACCUCACUGUAACGGAUCCUGGAAACGGAUGGGCAGCUAUUGGGACGCACACUUAUGAAUUUACACAAUUUGACAACUUUCAUGUCCAGGCCAGCUGAGACACCCGUCAUACUUGGACAAGCCGAUUCUUGAUUCCUUUUAACUUGAGCCAGUUUCAACCCUGUUGCCGUCGUCAUUUUGUAAUUGACAUUGGUACAGAAUUUUUGUUUCGUUUCCCCUACAGCUUUUGUGGAUGAAUUCAACUUUCUUCUAAAGUGUAAAUGCGUUUGUGUCGUCCUAAUUAGGAUUUUCUCAGAAUUCAGUUUUCUCACUUGGCAGAAAGUCUCCCUCUCUCCCCUCGCCCCGUAUAAAUGGAACUGGAGCACAGUCCUUGUCGUUUCAUUGGUGGGAAUUGUGACUGUUUAGCCUCAUUUUAAGAAAUGUGCAACAGAGACGAGACCUCAGAAAACUGCUGUUUUCAACUGUUUCAAAAGCUAUGAAGUCCAUUCCUUUUCAGAAGUGCCUGGUGUAUCUGGCUGUUAUGAAGUGCUGUGAACUGAAAGAUCCUUUUGCCUCUUUCAUACUUUAUCUGAGGUGAUGGAAUAAGGGACUCAACGGAUUUAAAUGUCCCCUUCCAGGAAAUGAAAGGUUUCACUCCUCCUCUUCUAAAGUCUUAAUUCAUAUAUCUGUUUUUAAUGAAAAGCCAGCUGCUAGCUGGCUUCCUUAUGAAGUGCCUUAUUUUAAACUACCUCUGCUAAUGGCAGUGUAGCAAAUAUGUCGAUGGUGCCUGUCACUGUUCGAAGGUUUGAUAACCCCACAACUUGCCUUGCCUCUUUGGCUUCUCUUCUAAGCUUGUCUGCCUCUUUCGGUAAAUGGAAGGGGGAAAGAAUCUGUAAAAGUAAUGUGGAUGAAAAAUCAAGGGAGAAUGUUUAUCCCCACCCCCCACCCUCACGAUCCUAAGAGCCAAUUUGCACAAGUCAGUAUGAAAGCACUUGAAGUUGCCAAGCUUUCAGCCAUGCACCAUUUGUGGGAAUCACAACCUUCAUAUGAGUCAAGUUAAAUAUGUGUCCUGCAAGGAGAAAAUAGCUCGUACAAACAAUACUUUUGCAUGAGUCUGGUUGGAACUUUAUUGGUGACCAGAGAAAUCACUGUGAACUGUCCUUGAGACAUGUAAUGCUUGUAUUGACUGCUAAUCUAUGGUGGCAAAUUUCAGGCUUGCAGGAUAUAGUAGAGCUAUGAGGUCCACCAGCUAGACAUGGGUGCGAAGUAAGGAAGGUGAUGGUGGAGACAGAGACAGGGCUUUUUGUCAGGCAGAACUCAAUUCAGACCAAAUUCAAAAGUGCAGAUAAAGAUGUUCAUUGUAGCAUUUCCUUCUUGAUGGGCUUUCACCAUAAGCAAUGAAGAUGUAAGGUCAUGACUGAUUGGCUGCAUUUAUUCCAAAGAUUUCUCACCCUUUUUGUGCUAGGGCAGAUAAUUUCUUUUUUUGCAUUAUGUACUAAAUGUAGCAUAAUAACAAUAUUUGUUUCUUGUUAAUUUAUUAAACGGUAGACUAAACUUUGCUGGGUUGUGAAUGUGUUCAACAGGUUAAUGUUUGCUGAAUGUUUGGACUUUUCAUGAUUCUUAACAAGAAUUGCCUUGAUGUUACAGCAAAAAGCUGGCAUAUGGUGGUUGACCACCACAAAGCUCAUUACCACCAUGUUUCAAAUGGGAAAAAUAAAUGCUGCUUUAAAACCUU